AUGCAAAUCGUUGCUUUUAUAGCAUUUCUUGUUCUUGGCUUACAAGCUCAGUUAUCACUUCCUGGACCUUCGUCCGACAGAAUUGUUAGUACUCAUUUAAAGAUGAGAAAAAAUUUUGCUCAAGGAGGUCGAUACAUUCAAGGAGUCCGACAACCGUCUGCGGCAAAUAUGAUGAAAAUGGCUUGGGACUCUUCUCUAGCAACAUCCGCUCAAAACUAUGCAGCCACUUGUCCAACUGGGAGGUCUGGGGCUACUGGUUACGGAGAAAACAUACGUUUUGUAUACACAACUGCUCCAAUAUCUCCUCUAGACGGAUAUGCAAUCGACGCGCCAGUAUACUGGGACCAGCAGUUUGACAACUAUGGGUUGCCAUCUCUUACUAUGACCAGCUCAAUUCUGGCCAGUGGUGUAGCAGACGCUACUCAAAUGGCCUGGGCGAAAUCCAAGUUAAUCGGUUGUGGAGUCACCAAUUGUGGACCAGACGCAUCACAGAACAACAAGACAAAAAUUGUUGUUAUCUGCCAUUACUCGCCAAAGUGA
This is a messenger RNA of Caenorhabditis remanei, 540 nucleotides long. RefSeq lists its product as uncharacterized. The record is from RefSeq and is a predicted model, not a curated record. Lineage: Eukaryota; Metazoa; Nematoda; Chromadorea; Rhabditida; Rhabditidae. The coding region runs from base 1 to 540 and encodes 179 amino acids. The transcript is spliced from 4 exons.